This is a messenger RNA of Globicephala melas (long-finned pilot whale), 1539 nucleotides long. RefSeq names its product IKAROS family zinc finger 3 (gene IKZF3). Gene Ontology annotation, molecular function: DNA-binding transcription factor activity; RNA polymerase II cis-regulatory region sequence-specific DNA binding. Gene Ontology annotation, biological process: regulation of transcription by RNA polymerase II. The record is from RefSeq and is a predicted model, not a curated record. Lineage: Eukaryota; Metazoa; Chordata; Mammalia; Artiodactyla; Delphinidae.
CGCGGCGAGAUGGAAGAUAUAAAACCAAAUGUGGAACUGAAAAGCACUCAAGAGCAGUCUGUGCCCACAGAAGGUUCGGUGCUUUUGCAUGACUACGAUUUAACCAAACCUCAUGAAACAGAAAAUGUGGAUGGUACAGAAGGCCCAGCCAAUCAAGAUGAAGACAUAGGAGAUGAUUCAAUGAAAGUGAAAGAUGAAUACAGUGAAGGGGAUGAGAAUGUUUUAAAGCCAGAACCCUUGGGAAAUGCAGAAGAGCCUGAAGUUCCUUACAGCUAUUCAAGAGAAUAUAAUGAAUAUGAAAACAUUAAGUUGGAGAGACACGUUGUCUCAUACGAUAGCAGCAGGCCAACCAGUGGCAAGAUGAACUGCGAUGUGUGUGGAUUAUCCUGCAUUAGCUUCAAUGUCUUAAUGGUUCAUAAGCGGAGCCAUACUGGUGAACGCCCAUUCCAGUGUAAUCAGUGUGGGGCAUCUUUUACUCAGAAAGGUAACCUCCUCCGCCACAUUAAACUGCACACAGGGGAAAAGCCUUUUAAGUGUCACCUCUGCAACUAUGCAUGCCAGAGAAGAGAUGCACUCACAGGUCAUCUUAGGACACAUUCUGUUGAGAAACCCUAUAAAUGUGAGUUUUGCGGCAGGAGUUACAAGCAGAGAAGUUCCCUUGAGGAGCACAAGGAGCGCUGCCGUACAUUUCUUCAGAGCACUGACCUGGCUGAGACUGCAAGUGCGGAGGCAAGACACAUCAAAGCAGAGAUGGGAAGUGAAAGAGCUCUCGUUCUGGACAGAUUAGCAAGCAAUGUGGCAAAGCGAAAAAGCUCAAUGCCUCAGAAAUUCAUUGGUGAGAAGCGCCACUGCUUUGACGUCAGCUAUAAUCCCAGCUAUGUGUAUGAGAAAGAGAGUGAGAUAAUCCAGACCCGAAUGAUGGACCAGGCCAUCAAUAACGCCAUCAGCUAUCUUGGUGCCGAAGCCCUGCGCCCCUUGGUCCAGACACCGCCUGCUCCCACCUCAGAGAUGGUCCCAGUUAUCAGCAGCAUGUACCCCAUAGCCCUCACCCGUGCCGAGAUGCCGAAUGGUGCCCCCCAGGACCUGGAAAAGAAGAAUGUCCAGCUGCCAGAGAAGAGUCUGCCUUCUGAAAGAGGCCUCUCCCCCAACAACAGUGGCCACGACUCCACGGACACUGACAGCAACCAUGAGGAACGCCAGAAUCACAUCUACCAGCAAAAUCACAUGGUCCCUUCUCGGGCCCGCAAUGGGAUGCCGCUUCUGAAGGAGGUCCCCCGCUCUUAUGAACUCCUCAAGCCCCCACCCAUCUGCCCAAGAGACUCCAUCAAAGUGAUCAACAAAGAAGGGGAGGUGAUGGAUGUGUACCGGUGUGACCACUGUCGAGUCCUCUUCCUGGAUUACGUGAUGUUCACUAUUCACAUGGGUUGCCACGGCUUUCGUGACCCUUUUGAGUGUAACAUGUGUGGCUAUCGAAGCCACGAUCGCUAUGAGUUCUCAUCUCACAUAGCCAGAGGAGAACACAGAGCCAUGCUGAAGUGA